AUGUUCAAGCCACAGUUCGCACGAGAACAGAUUAAUAACCUCCGAGAGACAGAAGUGGCCGUUCAAGAACUGUUUAGAGCUGUGCAUCUCAUUGGUGUAGACAGCGAAAAUGGCGAUAGCGUCGAGGUUGACCUAUUGCCAAUGUUCUACCGCUUCACCAUGGACACAGCUACCAAGUUCCUUUUUGGCGAGAGCGUGAACACGCAAAUCAGCGCCGCCACGGGAGACUCCGGGAAGCUUACAAGUGCCGCGAGCUCACUUGCCGCCGAAUUUGGUCCUGGAAUGGACUUUGCCGAUGCUCUUUCCGAGGCGCAGCUGUGGAUCACGCAACGCAUCCGUCUCCAGGGCCUUCACUGGCUGCUACCCGGCAAGCGAGGUCGCACGGCUAACGCCUUUGUGCGCAAGUACGCCGCCCAUUACGUCCAGCUAGCACUAAAAGCUGCCAAUGACAACAAAAGAUCAACGAUGGUAUCGUCGUCUGCGGGCUACAGCCUUCUCGAGGCCCUCAUUGAGUCCACACGGGAUCCAGACGAACUCCGUGACCAGAUACUGGGCUUGCUUCUUGCUGGCCGAGACACCACGGCCUCACUACUGUCCUGGACGGUACUGCUCCUGGCACGUCAUCCGGACAAAUUUGCCAAGCUCCGUGCCGCCGCGUUGGAACACUUCGGCCCGUAUACUGCAGAUACGUCCAACAUCACCUUCGAGACGCUUAAGUCGUGCCGAUACCUGCAGCUCACCCUGCGUGAGGCCUUGCGUCUGUACGAUCCAAGCCCGGCCAAUGUCCGCUUCGCGGCUCGCGAUACAACACUUCCUCGCGGAGGGGGGCCGGAUGGCAAAACGCCCAUCUUCGUUCCCAAAGGCAAAACUGUCAGCUUCGUCCUGCAUCUGUUACACAGGCGCAAAGAUCUGUGGGGCCUGGACGCCGAUGAGUUUAAGCCGGAACGGUGGGAAAAGAAGAAGAUGGAUUGGAACUUUGUGCCGUUUAGUGGCGGACCUCGUAUCUGCCUCGGCCAGCAAUAUGCCCUGACGGAGGCUGGCUACUUGAUUGUGCGGAUGCUCCAAAGGUUUGAGAAAAUCGAUUGGCUUGGUGGGGCAGGCGAGCCAAGAAAGACGAUCACAUUCACGAUGCAGCCCAGGGACGGGGUUCCUGUGCGACUCACGUACGCAAAGGUAGGGGCCUCUUAA
This is a messenger RNA of Diaporthe amygdali, 1188 nucleotides long. RefSeq names its product Cytochrome P450. The transcript is spliced from 2 exons. Bases 1 to 1188 code for a protein of 395 amino acids. Gene Ontology annotation, molecular function: iron ion binding; heme binding; oxidoreductase activity, acting on paired donors, with incorporation or reduction of molecular oxygen, reduced flavin or flavoprotein as one donor, and incorporation of one atom of oxygen. NCBI's taxonomy places the organism in Eukaryota, Fungi, Ascomycota, Sordariomycetes, Diaporthales, Diaporthaceae. The record is from RefSeq and is a predicted model, not a curated record.